AUGGCAGCUUAUGCUGCUGUGACUUCUCUUUUGCAAAGCCUAGAUCAACUCUCAAAAACUCAUCAUUCAUCAUAUUCUCUUCUUUACAAAAAAGAUCAAACUGAAGUCCUCACUGAGAAGUACACUUUCCUUAAAGCUUUUCUUGAGGAUUUUACAAAUGUUUUCCAUGAAGAUAUAAAGAUGAAGCAUCUCGAAAGGAUGAUCCAAGAAGCUGCUCAUGGAUUGGAAGAUAUAAUUGACUCACAUAGACUUGUUUUACGACAAAGCAGGCGAGAACGAAGACAGGCUAAUACCAUCUUUCAUCAAAACUUGGAAUAUGCAAUUGAAGAAAUUGGUUUGAUACAAAGAGAGGUUACGAAAAAGAUACAGCUCAGCAGGUUCAACUGCAAAAUCUCACAUUCAAGAGAUACUUCACCUCAAUUCCCUUGGGAUCAAAAAGAUAUGAUCGUCGGACUAGAUAAAGAUUUACUAAAGAUUAAAGAUCGACUCAUCGUGCAAUCAUCAAGACUCGAAGUAGUCCCCAUUGUAGGGAUGGGUGGUAUUGGCAAGACCACACUGGCUAGAAGAGUGUAUGAUGAUUCUUUGAUUACAUAUCAUUUUUAUGUUCGAGCAUGGAUAAAUGUUUCUCAAGAAUUUGACACGAGAGAUAUUUUUCUUAGUAUUCUUCGAUCAAUUAGCGUAGUUAGAGAUGAAGUAGAAAGAAACAGUACUACUGAGCAAUUGGCUGAACGAGUUUAUCGAAGUUUAAAAGGGAGGAAGUAUCUUAUUGUUCUAGAUGACAUGUGGUCUAUCGAGGCUUGGCAGCAUGUAAGGAGAUCUUUCCCAGAUGAUCAUAACGGAAGCCGAAUCGUGAUGAGCACGAGGCUUGUAGAUGUUGCCUCUUCUGCUAGCUCGGGCAAUUCCCUUCACCAGAUGCGUUUUCUGAGCAUGGAGGAAAGCUGGACUAUUUUACGCGAUAAGGUAUUUGGGGACAGUAGUUACCCUCCAGAAUUGGAGAAAAUUGGGAAGUACAUUGGCCAUCAGUGUCAAGGGUUGCCACUUGCAGUUGUUGCAAUUGGUGGACUACUUUCCACGAUGAGCAACGAAACAGGUUCUUGGAAGACAGUUGCAGAAAAGGUAGGAUCACUUGUGAUCAGUGACGCUACGGAUUGCUUGAGCAUACUUUCUUUGAGAUACUACCAUUUGCCUCAGUACUUGAAACCAUGCUUCCUUUAUAUGGGAGUUUUUGCAGAAACCCGUGAGAUCCCGGUCUGGAAGUUAGUAAGGUUAUGGAUUGCUGAGGGCUUCAUCAAGAAAGUUAAACACAAAAAUCUAGAAGACGUGGCGGAGGAAUAUUUGAGGGAGUUAGUUGAUAGAAGUUUGGUUUUAGUGGGGAAGCAUAGCUCCCUAGGAAAAAUCAAGAGUUGUAAGAUGCAUGAUCUCGUUCGAGAUAUGUGUUUGAGAGAAGCCCAAAUUGAGAACUUUAUACACUUCAAAACGAG
Messenger RNA from Capsicum annuum, 1481 nucleotides. RefSeq names its product putative disease resistance RPP13-like protein 3. Gene Ontology annotation, biological process: defense response to other organism. The record is from RefSeq and is a predicted model, not a curated record. The annotation marks the transcript as partial. NCBI's taxonomy places the organism in Eukaryota, Viridiplantae, Streptophyta, Magnoliopsida, Solanales, Solanaceae. Gene Ontology annotation, molecular function: ADP binding. The transcript is spliced from 2 exons.